Molecule: messenger RNA, 996 nt
Organism: Caenorhabditis briggsae
Lineage: Eukaryota; Metazoa; Nematoda; Chromadorea; Rhabditida; Rhabditidae
Exons: 7
Coding region: 1-996 (331 amino acids)
Source: RefSeq, a predicted model, not a curated record
AUGCAUUCAAGUUUGAAUCGAAAGGACAUUGAGGAUUUCUGGAGGCGUUCCAAUUCGAUUUGUGAUCAGGAUCCUCCAUCUGACCCAGAAAAUCUUCAUGUCCAGGUUAGACGAAUGAGCCUGGCAGACUUCACUGGUUUGGCACCACAACAGAAAAUAACAGACAUCGAACCACCUACUUGGAAAUCAUCCAGCUCCCAAUCGUCUCUAAUAAAUUCAUUUUCAACUCGUCGUCGUUCGGUUUUAUCAAAUGAUAUUUUGGAUUCUCCAUCUCGUCGAUUAUCGCCAAGAAUUGAUGAAGAAAUGGAUGUUCAAACUGCCGUUCAGAGACUCCGCCAAAUCGAGACCAAAAAUACCGAGAUGAAACCAGUUACUUCAUCUGACCCAUCGUCUUCAACAUCUUCAUCAGUAUCUCCAGAAGACGUGGCAGCUGAGAAGAAGAGAGCCAACGAUUUCAUCCAUCGCAUCCAACAUGCUGCUCGUCAGUUGAACCAACCCCAAGAGUAUUCAAUCCGUGACGCCUUCUGGGAUAGAUCUGAAGCUCAGCCAAGAUUCAUUGUCAAGCCAUAUGGAACCGAAGUCGCCGAAGGACAAUCUGCCAACUUCUACUGCAGAGUUAUCGCCUCAUCUCCACCAGUUGUGACGUGGCAUAAGGAUGACAGAGAGUUGAAACAGAGUGUGAAACUGCCAACGUACUCGGAAUCAUGUCCAACUGUUCGGUCUCUUCUCUCUGAAAUCGUGGCAGCUUCUCAUUCUCUUUCCGCUGCCAUUCAUCAAUUGAAAUCCAGCAACCUGGUUUAUAAUGCUGAAUUACUCAGCAAGGAACUCCCACAGGUGUUCAUCUCACUAAUCUCAUUCGUUUCAAAACUCGACACACAAGCAAUGACAGCGAAUAUGUCAACACCAUCACGCAAGACAAGUCUAAUCUCGAGUUCAUUCUCUCAAUUGAUCGCCAAUCUCAAUGUACUUAACCGUGCCAUUUCUUCAUCUGUCUGA